This is a messenger RNA of Oncorhynchus masou masou (cherry salmon), 813 nucleotides long. RefSeq lists its product as uncharacterized. The transcript is spliced from 2 exons. Bases 1 to 813 code for a protein of 270 amino acids. The record is from RefSeq and is a predicted model, not a curated record. NCBI's taxonomy places the organism in Eukaryota, Metazoa, Chordata, Actinopteri, Salmoniformes, Salmonidae.
AUGCUUCAAAGGCCCCUGCAUCUGGGUGGGGGAUGCUUCAAAGGCCCCUGCAUCUGGGUGGGGAGGCUUCAAAGGCCCCUGCAUCUGGGUGGGGGAUGCUUCAAAGUCCCCUGCAUCUGGGUGGAGGAGGCUUCAAAGGCCCCUGCAUCUGGGUGGGGAGGCUUCAAAGGCCCCUGCAUCUGGGUGGGGAGGCUUCAAAGGCCCCUGCAUCUGGGUGGGGGAUGCUUCAAAGGCCCCUGCAUCUGGGUGGAGGAGGCUUCAAAGGCCCCUGCAUCUGGGUGGGGGAGGCUUCAAAGGCCCCUGCAUUUGGGUGGGGGAGGCUUCAAAGGCCCCUGCAUCUGGCCCAACCACCCCUCAAACACACAGCCCCCCACCCCUCAAACCCACAGCCGACCCACCCCUCAAACCCACAGCCCAACCACCCCUCAAACCCACAGCCCACCCACCCCUCAAACCCACAGCCCACCCACCCCUCAAACCCACAGCCCACCCACCCCUCAAACCCACAGCCCCCCACCCCUCAAACCCACAUCCCUCCCACCCCUCAAACCCACAUCCCUCCCACCCCUCAAACCCACAGCCCACCCACCCCUCAAACCCACAGCCCCCACCCCUCAAACACACAGCCCCCCACCCCUCAAACCCACAGCCCACCCACCCCUCAAACCCACCGCCCACCCACCCCUCAAACCCACCGCCCACCCACCCCUCAAACCCACCGCCCACCCACCCCUCAAACCCACCGCCCCCACCCCUCAAACCCACAGCCCCACUUGCUGCUGUGAUGACACUUUCUGGUAUUUCACCCAAUAG